Molecule: messenger RNA, 5905 nt
Organism: Gilbertella persicaria
Lineage: Eukaryota; Fungi; Mucoromycota; Mucoromycetes; Mucorales; Choanephoraceae
Product: nucleoporin Nup186/Nup192/Nup205
Exons: 7
Coding region: 55-5523 (1822 amino acids)
Biological process (GO): nuclear pore organization
Cellular component (GO): nuclear pore inner ring; nuclear pore
Molecular function (GO): structural constituent of nuclear pore
Source: RefSeq, a predicted model, not a curated record
CUUUUACUUACGCGUGAAUACGGCCUCUCCCAAGUUUAGGAGCCAAAUAUAGUUAUGUCUUCGACCUAUAGUAUCCCUACUUGGAUACAAGAAAAUCAGGCUCUUCACGACGCUAUUUGCCAAGCAAGAGCCUCAAAAACCUCUGCAGAGGCACUCAACCAGUUACUUCAAGUCAAUAAAGAAAAGUUUCUGAACUUGCUUGAUGACAUACCAAAAGACUCUACUCACAGAAGCACACUCAACAACAACAAGGCAUAUAUCAAUCGAACUUCACGUACUGUCAGCAAAGAAUUCACCACUAAAGCAUUAUUUUUAUCUGACCAACUCAAUAUCAAUGAAUAUGUUGCAGCUACUUUAUUAAUGCGUGGAACAACCGAAUCUGGCCGACUAAAUAGCAACGCCAUUGAUGCUGCUGUACUUCUUUAUCAUGAAGAGCGAGGAUAUAUUUUGGCCUGUUUAGACGCGAUAUUAAAAUCAGCCAAAGACGCGUCCGUAGAUGACGAAACGCGAUUUGUCUGCAGCCAAUUCAUUUCAGAACUUUUAAAAGAAACAAUCCAUGGCCACACCUAUAUUAACAAAUUGAUAAGCACACUUGAGAAUAUUACGCAAUCUAUACAUGCAAUUAGAGACACAGGCACUGUUGCUGGUCAAAUACCCGCAGCUGGAAGUGGCAAGCUAGGAGAAGACAUCUCUGAAUUACGCAUGGAAAGAUUAAGUGAUGAACGCAUCUUGAUUGUUCAGAUUAUUUACCAUACUGCAUCACUUUUUGACUUUGAUACCAAGGACAAAUUGAAAAUGCUCGAAUUACUUGAAGAUGCAGAAUUGACAGAUCAAGCAACUUCCUAUAUGAUUAUUGCCAUGAUCUCUGUUUUAUCACACAAUACAAUUGAAGAAGAACCAAGUUCAGAAACGUUGGAUUUUAUCGAUCAGUUCCACAGCCGUAUCAUGACACAUGGCUCAAAGGUACCUGUGGUUAAAGCUGUAGUUGUGCUUCAAUGGAUCUUGUAUUUAUCCAGCCCUAUCAGAGCAAGCAAAGUUAUUGGCUCACAAUUCAACUUGAGAAGCGAAAAAGAAAUACAGGACUUGUUGGAUAAAGUCAUUAUACAAGACGUAUUUCGCUUUAUGAGCACCUAUUUGCUUUAUUUUCAACAACCCAAUGCCAAUAUUGAUACAGACCGCCAGACAAUCAAGCCCAGCACGGACGGAAAUACGUCUAAAGCAGUUGACAAGACGGAUUAUCGAAAUAUCAAUGCAGACAUUCGUAGUGAUUUCCAGCCUUUUGCUGUUUAUGAAUUACAGCAAUUAGGACUUUCAUUUAUCAAUAUAUUGUUUGAAAGAUUGCAAAAGCUCAAAUACAAAGAAGAAGACACCAAUACACCUUUGACAGACAGCAUCCUUUCUAGCAGCUCAGAAAGUCAAUGCCAUGAUCUUCAGUACUUUUUAGAAUUUAUGGCCAGUGUCUUUCGUAAUCGAGUCAACCAAGGUGCUGUUUUCUGGAAUCGUACUCAAGAUGGAUUACACCACUUUGUUCGUUGGUUGCUUGAUAUCAAGGUAGUCAAUACAGUCUGUGCAGCUUUUGAUUUCUUUGGAUCCAUUACGACAGGCGAUGCUUGUGCUUCCAACAUGUUCCACUUUUUCAAAUUGGGCACAGAAAGUAAUUUGGCCUCAAGUACUUUAUUUUCUUGGGGAAAACCUCUUGCUUCAUUGGAGUUCUAUGCUGAUCUUUUAAAGAAUACAUCUGAAGAAUCCCAUGCUGUUAUUCCAGUCGAAGAAGAAAAGCUGCUUCUCAAGUUCUUAGACAUCCUUAAACAAUGUGUACAAUAUUCACAAGAAGCACGUCGUUCUUUUUGGACCGAUGGAUCUUUGCGUUGUCAAGAAAUUCUGGUCAAAAUCCUCAACUGUCCAACUUCCACAAACCUUCGUGCUGCUUUAUUUGAUGUCUUGGCUGCAUUUUGUUCUCAUUGGGGUGGAGGUGUAAGCGGAGAAGGUAGAGAAAUAUCACUCCAAGUAUGGAAGAUAUUAGAAGGCAGUGAUAUGUUGAUGUCUAGAAGCAAGACCAUCCAAGACCGCUCUGUCUAUCAACCAGCUGGUAUUUUACAAGAAUUAGAAUUCGAGAAAAAGAGCCGUGUGUUUACCGAAACAUUGUCUGUGGUUCGAUUGAUUGCGUCUGCUAUUCAUACACAAAGUCUGCGUGAAGCCAUGAUUUCUGGAUUCCCUUACAAACCACCCAGUAUUCCCUCUGAACUUGGUAAAGGCACCAAAACACCUGGUUCUAUUCCUUACAUUGCCUUGGUUGUUGACAACAUUUUCUUAUCACUUCGCGAACAAAAAUAUGCAUUUGCCGAAGCACGUUGGGAAUUGACUGAAGCAUGUUUAUCCGUUCUGGAAAACAGUGCUAAAAGCUUCGAUGUCUCUGUCUUUGAAAACGAACAGACCAGAAUGUCUUUGGAUAAUGAACUCAAGGCUCUAGUACCUAAUCCUGUUGUUGAAUCUACCUUGUUGCAAACACUGGUUCAUCCUGGCUUCCAAAUCAUGAUACGCGUACUUGCCGGUGGACGUGUGAUUGACGAGAUGUUUCAGAUCAUUGAUGAGUGCGCACAGAAAGAAACAAAAGAUACAUGCGGUACGCCUUACCAUAGACAAUGCCUUAUCCGUGCAUUACGCAUUUUGGACUGUAUCUUAUCCAAACAAAACACAUUUAUGAACAUCAUUAUUCCGUAUAUCUCUAGUUUCUCUAAGAAGAAGACCUCCUCUGAAUUCCAAGUAGCUGGGUACACUUUUACUGGCCUGCCUUCUCUUGUUUCACUUGGUCAAUUGUUCUUGUUUAAAAAUAACAUGUUAGCCCGCAUUGCUAUGUUGGUUAACUUUGAAGAUCAAGAAGAAGUAUGUUAUUAUGCUGUUAGGAUUCUCGACAAACUCGCAAAUGGUUGCAACGAAGCAGAACCCUCAAAAGACCAAGCACCCACUCACACAGCUUAUUCUGCUUUGUAUUCUAACUUGAGUUCGAGUAUCACUUCUGUCUUGAGCUCAAGUGAAUCAGCAGAACGAAUUGUAUUUGGAUUCAGUGAAAGACUGGCACUUAAUGUUGCAGAAAAUGUCACUUGCGAUGACUUUGAAUACGAUAUCAAUAACAUUCCAUUUUGGUGUGCAGUAGAUAUACUCAGUAAUGCUUAUGAUUACCCUGUAGAAUUUAAGACACGUACAAGUUCUUCUGUGCGUCUUGUGAUCAUGGAUUUGUUGCUCAAAAACAUUCAGCUCAAGAGCUUUGAUUCCUUGGCUGAAUUCUUGCUAGGCUAUGAUCCAUCCAAGAUGUCUGCUCUUGACAAGAUCCAAGAUACAGAAGAUAAUCAACCAAGAUUGGCAUGCUUUCAUGCGAUUCUUAAUAUGCUUCGACAAGGAAUCGACUCAGAGGAUGCUAUGAUGGAAGAUACUGCUGACCCAACAAAACUCAUAAUUGAUUCUCACCCUAUCUUGGCCGAAAAAUGCUAUGAACUCAUCUAUCGUUUAUGUGCUAAAAAAUUGACAUCCACAUCCACCCUUCGCUACCUGCGCAACCGUGAAAACUUCUUUUACAACCAAUUCAACGCCAUGUUACCUCGUAUUGAAGACAACAUGGCAGUAGAAUCCAAAACUCCUUUUACUGGUGUCCUUGUGUCUGCAGACGGUACAGAAACCAAGACUGAUUUUUUCCGUUUACGUUCCAAACUUCACCAAAGAGCCUGGUUACUUGAUUCCAUGGUGCUCGAGUUCAAGACAACGAUGCAUAUGGGGCAAAAGAAAGAAGCCACCAAGCUGUUGGAAUUGCUCUAUGGUCGCAAAAAUAUAGUGUCUCUUUAUGAUGAUAAUGAUGAUGAUACCAGCAUGUCAGAACCUCAAGAAUCAGGCUUGUUUUCGCUUCAGACUGUUUCUUACCAACAACCUUUGACCAAGAUACUUGAACUUAUCAGCUCGCUUGAUUUUGUAUGGGUUGAUAGUCUUUUGGAAAAUGUCAAACAACCACUUGAAGCCAAGUACUUUACAGAACUCAAUCCUCGUCAGUUUGAGAUCGAAAACGAACGCGGCUGUUUUGUGUACGAUAUCCGUUAUUUCUACAAGCAAUUAAGACACUAUCAGCAUACUCGGUAUCCUGAAAACCCUGAAGUCGAAAGAGAAUUGUCUGAUAUCUUGUCACAUGCUGUUGCCAGCAACCAUCAGCGCGAAAUUGCUCAUGCCAAGCUACACUGUCUUAAGGCCUGGAAAGAUCUGGUGCAUAUCAGCAUCAUUGAAUGCUUUGAUCUGUUAGGCGAUGUGAACCGAGAGACCAUUAUUCAUGAAAUCCUCAGUAUGUUAUUACCCAAGUUUGCACAGACCAAGGGCUAUGAUGGUAAUAUGCUUAAGAGCAUGAGCGAAAUUGUCCUGAACCUGGUGGAUAAAUUAAGAGUAAGCAUGUCUGUUAAGCGCACAUCCCAUCUGCCUGUCGAGAGAUUACGGCUCAUCUUUCAAGCUAUUGUGGAUUGCAUUCGUCAAGAAAACACAACCAUUUUGAUUCGUGGCGACAUGUAUUCUGCAUUGACUAGUUUCUUGAUCUAUAUUAUACAGCAUGAGAGAGACGCUACCUCAAAGCAACUGGAGCAACAUAUCUUGGACACCAUCUUGGCUGAUAAUGCCCACUUGAUCAAUACCCUUCGUAGCGAUGCUUUUCAUGGUUUGGAUAUCUGGAAGACAACUGCCUACAUUGCGCUGGAUGCUUUAAACAGAUUAGCACUUCUCGCUGGAAGCCAAGCUGUGCAACUACAGUUGGUCGAACAUAACUUUUUACAAGCUACGAUCAGUAUGAUUCGUACAGAUGAUGCAGCACUCUCUAAUUUGCUUGGACAAAUCAGUGCACCAUUACUCCCUCUUUAUAUCUUUGAAGCCAAGAUGUCUCUUCUCCUUCGCAUUGCCAGAGAUACAAAAGGUGCUGAACUUUUGUAUGAUCACCGCAUCCUUGAGGUACUAAGUGAAUGUCAGUAUUUGAAGGUCCAACAAGAUUAUACCGCAACAGAAGCCAUGAAUGAAGCAACAGCUGAAUUAAACGAUAGACGCCAACGAUUAGUGAUGCCCACACUUUCAUUGAUAGUGACACUUCUCUGUACAUUUCAAGGAAGAAACGAUGCUGUCUUAUUAAAGACGGAAAGUUGGGUUAGAAAUCAACAGCCAGCUCUUGUAAAUAUCCUUCAAUACGAACGACACCAAGUAACAUUGGAUAGUUUAAAACAAAUCAACAUGAUAGCUCAUAUUAUGGUUUCUUUAAGUUGUCGUCGAGGCUAUACAGAUCGAUUCCAACUCAAAGGAUUCAACCAGCUACAUAAUACAUUUAUAAAACUUAAUAUCAGCAAAGAAUUAGCUACUCGAGUGGCACCUAUGAAUGAAGAACAACUUCAAUGGAACACGACAAUUGCUGCAGGUGGCCAAACCCUGUUAAAAAACAAAGCACUACAAUGCAUUGAUAAGAUCCAUAUGAAACUGGAAGCGUAUCGUAGAUUAAAGUAUACAUUCCCUUGAAAUAAAGACCUUCUUCUUUCGAAUGCAAUGAUAUUCAAAACUUUUUGUUUUAAUAAAGUGGUAAAAAGUGACGAGUGAUUGAGAGUGUUAUUUAAGCAGAAGCAGACUUUUGCAUAGAAGAAGUACGACGACGUUCAAUCUUUUCUUGCUUGGAUUCCUUGACACGUUUAGCAAGCAAUUGCUUGUAUUCAGCUUCAGCUUCACGAGAAGCUUCGGCUCUUCUACGCUUAAGAGCUUGUCUGUGUCUCUUGCGUUGAAGGGUAAGAGGAGUAACAAGACGUUGGAUCUUGGGGGCCUUGGUGUAAGCCUUCUUACCUUCAGCCUUGGGUUGAACUUCACGACGGAUAACGUACUUGCGGACAUCAUCUUCCUUGCUCAAGUU